Molecule: messenger RNA, 823 nt
Organism: Limanda limanda (common dab)
Lineage: Eukaryota; Metazoa; Chordata; Actinopteri; Pleuronectiformes; Pleuronectidae
Product: HLA class II histocompatibility antigen, DQ beta 2 chain-like
Exons: 5
Coding region: 4-735 (243 amino acids)
Biological process (GO): immune response; antigen processing and presentation of exogenous peptide antigen via MHC class II; immunoglobulin production involved in immunoglobulin-mediated immune response
Cellular component (GO): MHC class II protein complex; membrane
Molecular function (GO): MHC class II protein complex binding
Source: RefSeq, a predicted model, not a curated record
ACAAUGCACGCUCCCAGCUUCUCUUCACUUCUGUGCGUACUCCUGUUGUUUCCGAUAGCAGAUGCUUUCUUCCUGCAUGGGUUCAUUCGUUGCCAACUUAUAUCCAAGCAUGAGUGUGUGUAUCUUGAACAAGUCUACUUCAAUAAGAGGCUUAUUGGCCAGUACAACAGCUCCUUUGGAAAAUAUACCAGCUACGUCGAAUACACGAAGGAAGUUAUAGACUACCUUAACGACCGACCGUCUUUGGAACAAAAGAAAAAGGAUAUUGAGAAAUGCAGAAGCCACUUACCAAAACUGGAAGUCCUUUCAACACCAGUCAAGCCCUAUGUCAGACUGAAUUCAGCUGAGGCAGACAGCGGCAGACAUCCAAGAGUCCUGGUCUGCAACGUGUACAACUUUUAUCCCAAACAUAUCCGAGUGACAUGGCUGAGGGACGGAAAGAAGGCAACAUCUGAUGUGACAUCUACCGACGAGAUGGCCAACGGGAACUGGCUCUACCACAUCCACUCACAUCUGGAGUACACACCCAGACUGGGAGAGAAAAUCACCUGUAUGGUGGAGCACGCCAGCUUUACGGAUCCACAACUUUAUGACUGGGACCCCAUGUCUGAGUCCGAGAAGAAAAAGUUCGCUGUUGGGACUGCAGGGCUGCUGCUGGGUCUCGUUGUUUUAAUUGCUGGGGGGAUUUACUACAAGAGGAACACUACUGGUCGGGAGUUGGUGCCAGCGAGUUAAGAUUACGUCUGUCAGCUGAAAUAUUUGUAUUCAAACCAAAAUGGCAGAGCGGAAACAAGGUCAUGUGGAGUAAAUCACUCAGUUAUUU